Xenia sp. Carnegie-2017 is the source of this 1301-nucleotide messenger RNA. RefSeq names its product adrenocorticotropic hormone receptor-like. The transcript has a single exon. NCBI's taxonomy places the organism in Eukaryota, Metazoa, Cnidaria, Anthozoa, Malacalcyonacea, Xeniidae. Bases 27 to 1022 code for a protein of 331 amino acids. The record is from RefSeq and is a predicted model, not a curated record. Gene Ontology annotation, molecular function: G protein-coupled receptor activity. Gene Ontology annotation, biological process: G protein-coupled receptor signaling pathway. Gene Ontology annotation, cellular component: membrane.
GAUAAAGAUAUCUAACACAGGAAAAUAUGUCAUAUCUUCAAGAAACAUUUGAAGAACGGUGUGAAACGACAGGUGCCCCAAGUUAUCUUUCUUUCUUUACCACAUCAAUAUCAAUUUUACUGCUAACCAUAAGUAUCCCAGGAAAUCUCCUACUCAUACUUGCUGUGGCACUGGAUCCAAAUAAAAAUCUCCGAUCUCCCUUCAACUAUCUGAUGUCAAACCUCGCUGUCGCUGAUCUCAUUGCCGGUAUUGUAACUGGACCGUUGUCGGUUAACUUUCAUAUAAAGGAAGGUCUGCGUAAAAAGAUGUUUAAAAGCGAGAUCUACCUUUUUCAUAUGUCAUAUUUUAUAUCAUGUACAGCAAGCAUACUUAGUCUUGCUUCCCUCGCAAUAGAGAGAUAUCUUGCUAUCAGAAGCCCUCACAAAUAUCGAAGCAAGUUAACUGGAAGAAGAAUUCUUACUACGGUUGCAUUCAUAUGGCUGGUAGCAACAUGUCUGCCGUUCAUUUAUUUCAAAGUUCACUUCAUUACCUGCGCUUUUAUCCUUACAAAUACGACUGUUCUACUAGCCCUGGCAACGAUGGGUUUCACACAAGGAUUGAUGAUUUGGAAACUGAAAAGAACACACAGACAUCACCCAUCAAAAAUAGAAAAUCUCCCCCAAGUUGAAAUACAGAGUACACCUGACUACACCAACAGGACUAUUGACAUGGAGACAAAGAUUACAAAAAUGUUUCUUGUCGUCAUGACAGCAGUACUUUGCUGCUAUGGACCAAGUGCCAUAUUGAUAUAUGUCACGAGUUUCUGUGAAAGCUGCAGUUGUACAUCUUUACAUUGGUUUCGUGAUUUGCAAUGUCUCUUUAUCCUCGCUAAUUCCUCCGUGAAUUUCUUCUUUUAUGGCCUUAGAUCACCCAGAUAUCGUCGGGCGUUUACUGAAAUAUUGAGAUUACCCGGACGCAGGAAAUAUGCUUGUAAUAUCGCUUUUGGUUACAACAAACCACGAAAGGCUUGCACUGACGUUUAAAAGCAUCAAAACUAUUUACAUAUAAAUUACAAAAUUCACGAGAGAUUCUUUUUAGCUAAGCCAUAUACCUUUCAAUAAGGUAUAAUUUACAGCUAUAAAUAAGACAGUAUCUUUACUACAAUGAGUUUUAUAUCUUUCAAGGUUGGCAAUCUUAAUUUGAUGAAAAAUGGCAUGUGUUUGAUCUUUAUCUUUGUCAGAAUAUGAUAAUCUUGAAUUUGAAGCAACGGGGAUUUCAAAUACUUUCAUGAAUAAAUAAAUAUUGAGUUGGACUGAACAAAA